AUGGUGCCGUCCGGGCGGCGACGAGGUGGCUCGGUCCCGGCUGGGGGCUGCGGGCAUCCAGUCCCUUCCCGGGGCUGGAUCCAGGAGCUGGCAAAGAGAGGAGCCGCUCCGACGGCCGGGGGGACGGGCGGGAUUCAGGGGAGGGGGGCAGGCGCCGAGCUCGGCAGACAGCAGCGCGCCCACAGCGCGGAUCCGGAUCCAGUGGGAGGCGGCGUCGCAGGAGGAGCGGAGCGAGGGGGCGGACCCGGCGGCGGCAGCGCCGUCAAUCAGGCAGGCACAAAGCGGCCAGGCGCGCAGACAUGUGCCGGUGGCUGGCUCCGGCCCCGAGCAGUGCCGCUGCCCAAACUCCCGGGAGAGGAUAGACGGCGCCCCCCCCUGCCGCCGCCGCCCCCCCCCCCGUGGGCACCCGGUCAGGGCAGAAGGCGGCUGCUGCUGCUGCUGCUGCUGCUGGGGUCUGGCGGGCAGCAGCAACACCCCCCUGAGCCUCCUCCCACCCAGCCCCCAGCCCCGGUUGACUCGCGAGCGAGCAAGCCCCAGUGCAGUGUGGACGUCUGGAUCCUGGGAGCGCCGAUCCCGCAUCUGCCCUGGUUUGCAUUGGGAUGGGCUGGCUUCCCAGAGUUGCCGGUUCUUGGAGACGACCCCAGGCCGCCCCUGGGCUGGGAAGCCUGGCAACUGUAA
Hemicordylus capensis (graceful crag lizard) is the source of this 678-nucleotide messenger RNA. Its product is annotated as actin nucleation-promoting factor WAS-like. The record is from RefSeq and is a predicted model, not a curated record. The transcript has 2 exons. Bases 1 to 678 code for a protein of 225 amino acids. Lineage: Eukaryota; Metazoa; Chordata; Lepidosauria; Squamata; Cordylidae.